Molecule: messenger RNA, 2511 nt
Organism: Sphaeramia orbicularis (orbiculate cardinalfish)
Lineage: Eukaryota; Metazoa; Chordata; Actinopteri; Kurtiformes; Apogonidae
Gene: adgrg7.1
Product: adhesion G protein-coupled receptor G7, tandem duplicate 1
Exons: 16
Coding region: 1-2511 (836 amino acids)
Biological process (GO): cell surface receptor signaling pathway; G protein-coupled receptor signaling pathway
Cellular component (GO): membrane
Molecular function (GO): G protein-coupled receptor activity
Source: RefSeq, a predicted model, not a curated record
AUGGACCAUAAACGGCCCAGAAGUCACAGAGGUGGAAAUGCCGCCCUGAAAAACAAAGACUGCUGCAUAUUUUCACACGGUCACUUCCUGGAGUGGACUGCACAUGCAGCGUUGCCCCCGGUAACAUCAGACCUGCUCCACGACAUGGACGUGUGGAUCGUGUGGCUCAUCAUCGGGGCUGGAAAACCCAAGGCUUCGACCCGAUGCUCCAGAAACAGCGGACCGCCGAGCUUUGACCUACAGCCACAAAUGUUCCAGUGUGACCAGACGCUCAGCGACAUCCAACAGAACCUCACCAGUCCAGCUGAUUUAGAGACACUGGCAUCCAGUACUCAGAUUCUGACAUCCAGACCUGAAGAGCUGACGGCUGAAAACAUCACGACUGCGGCUCAGAUCGCCAACACACUGCUGAGCUCUCCAAACGCAACAGAGAGCGUCAGGGUGGCGGCGGUGGCAACCGUCAGCCAACUGCUGAACGCCAGCGCCCCCGACGACCCCGAGGAAAACAGCGCAACUCUGGGCCUCACGCUGACCCUGGACCAGCUCUCCCUGAGCCUGAGCUCCGAUCAGAACUCGUCCCAGUCUCAGGUGGUCCAGCCCAACCUGGUGGUCCAGUCGGCCCAGAUCCCAUCGGCGGACACUCAGGGAGUCCAGUUCACGUCUCUGACAGGGACGUCGGGUAGUUUCGUAGCCGACAGAAUUCAGCUCAACACCAACGUUUCAACCGUCACGGUGGAAAAUGGGUUCAUCGCUGACGCCCUGAUCUAUGUCCGGUUCCCGACAGUAGAUGCCAGCGUUCGCCGGACGCCGUCCAACGUCUCGCUGGGUUUCGUCCUCUACCAGAACGACCGGUUCUUCAGGUCCAGGGUCUACAGGGGGCGCCGUGCCACUGUCCGGGUCCUGUCGGCCAGCGUCAAAGGUCAGGGCCGCAGUGUGACGCCACAGCAUGUGGAGAUGCUUUUCAGACCCAUGCUGAUUGGCGGGACAGAACUUCACUCCUUCGCCUGCGUCUUCUGGAACUACAGCCUGAACGACUGGAGCACCAACGGCUGCUCCAAAGGAAACGCCUCGGACGGAGUUCUGCGAUGCUUCUGUAACCACACCACCAACUUCGCUGCUCUCUGGUCUUUUACAGAGACGUAUGAGUACGCAGAAGCUCUCAGCUGGAUUUCCAUCAUUGGACUUUCCAUUUCUAUCCUGGGUUUGGUCGUAACCAUUGUUCACCACAUCACAGAGAAUUUUCAGAAAAAAUUUGGGAAUUUCAAGAACUCCAAGAUCGCUCUGCUGUGCAUCUGCUUCAGCCUCCUCACCUUCAUCAUCACCUUCCUCUCCGGCGUCAAUAACUCCGACUCCGCCCCUCCGGUGGAGCUCGACCAACCCAACAUCAUCCCUCGCUCCGAUGAAUACGUAGAGCCGGAUCAUGGUUCGUGUACGGCAGUGGCGGCGCUUCUUCACUACUUCCUGUUGGCGACCUUCACGUGGAACGCCAUGUACGGAACUCAGCUGGUGCUGCUGAUCCGGACAAACAGCCGCGACCUGCCGCCGCGAUGGACUCCCAUGAGUCUCGCUGUUGGAUGGGGAGUCCCGGCCGUCGUCAUGGUGAUCACAUUGGGAAUUACAUACAGACUGGACGACCCUCUGGGAUACCGACAGGAGGAAUUUUGCUGGCUCUCAGGACUCAACAAGGACAAACACUUGGACUUCAGGAAACCCAUGUUUUGGGGGUUCGUCGUUCCUGUUGGUCUGGUCCUGAUCUACAACAUCGUGCUGCUAGUUCUCGUCUCCAUGACAACGUGCAAGACGAAUCCAAACCUGACCAGCACCAGACGUUCAUCUGGUUGGAAGAAGUUCCUGACCAGCUUCUCGUUGGCGGUUUUACUGGGUCUGUCGUGGACUCUGGGGUUUCUGGUCCUCACCUCGACAGGAAAGGCCAACCUGGUCUUCAGUAUCCUCUUUUGCAUCUUUACGACCACUCAGGGUUUUCAGAUCUUCAUCUUCUUCACGGCCAGAACGCCGACCUUCAGGGCCGCCCUGUCCAGAUCCUUCCAGUUUGUGUCUUCGGUCAACAACCCCCUCAACAACACCAAGUACCGUCUGAGGACGAGGACCAAGGACGACACCACCGAGUCCUACAAGGACCUGAGGGAAUCGCUAAGCAUAUGUGAAGGUUUACAAGCUGCCGGCGUCCUGUCGGUGGAACAAACCCUCCACUCAACUCUUCUACAGGAUAAUUACAACCACACAGCGACGCCGUGGAAACCACUGAAACAAACCCGGCCAAGGCCUUCGAUUAACAUCAACCCUCUGGGAAUUGGACGCCGCUCACGGCCAGAUCAUGUUGGCACGGCGACCGGCCUCACUCUCUGCUCGAACAAUCAGGUGGUGGUGGAGGGGGUGGUGGGGUUGGAGGGGGCUUUGGAUGCUGUUCUGUUUGAGCAAUCAGGUUCCUGGACCCGGCGGGAACGCCUUGGACAGCCCUGGGUGGGGGAUCCGGGGGCCAGCGCUGAUUAA